GUUACAAGUUGGGAGUUACCGUAGCAAAAUGCAACUCUUGACACUUUUGCUCUUGGGCUUGGCCUCGUACGCCGCCGGAAACUAUGUCCGGGUGUGUUAUCACACCAACUGGUCUCAGUAYAGACAAGGACCCGCCAAAUUCUGGCCCGAGGACAUUCCACCAGAGCUGUGUACCCAUCUGAUGUACUCUUUCGCCAAGAUUAACCARAACAAUGAGCUUGCCAUGUACGAGUGGAACGACGACAAGCUGUACCCCAGAUUCAAUGCCCUYAAGCAGAAAAACCCUUCCUUAAAGACUUUUAUCGCAGUYGGUGGCUGGAACCACGAAAACGCUAACAGUCCAUUUUCUCGCAUGGUCAAAACUGCAGCAACCAGGAAGGUUUUCAUCGACUCUGUGAUCAGAAUUCUUCGUCAGUGGGGUUUCGAUGGUCUUGAUCUGGACUGGGAAUACCCAGCAACUCGAGGCGGCUCUCCACCAGAGGACAAACAGAGGUUCACCGUCCUUUGCCAAGAACUCAUGAAUGCUUUCGUAGCUGAAGGUCAAUCAUCAGGACGUCCAAGACUUCUUCUCACCGCUGCCGUAUCUGCUGGAAAGAACACMAUCGACAAGGCAUACGAAGUCGCAAAGAUUGGCCAGAUCCUAGAUUUAAUUAACCUGAUGGCAUACGACUUAAGAGGGAAGUGGGAAUCAAACACUGGUCACCACACAGCCUUGGAAGGACCUCCAGGCGACAUCUUGACCGUCAAAUAUGCUACCCAGUACUGGAUCGACAAGGGUGCACCACCCAACAAAAUCGCUCUCGGACUCGGUACAUAUGGACGAUCAUUCAAGUUGGUUAAUGCCAAUGAAAACGGAAUUGGUGCUCCAGCCAAUGGCAAUCCCCCAAGAGGUGAAUACACUAGAGAGUCUGGUUUCCUUUCCUAUUACGAGAUCUGCAAGAUGAUGCCCAAGAUGACAAUUGUAAAGACCGAUAAUAGUGCAGUCAAAGCUCCUUAUGGAUAUCUCAAGCAGGAUUGGGCUAACGUGUGGGUAGGCUAUGACGAUGAGAGAAGCCUGUACCUCAAGGUAGAACAAGUUAUUAAGGCUAAAGGUCUUGCCGGAGCCAUGUUCUGGUCCCUUGCCCUGGAUGAUUUCAAAGGUCAAUUCUGCGGAAAGGGCAAAUAUCCUCUCAUGAAUGCAGUCAAGAAGUACCUUGGUGGAUACGUUCCUCCCAUWACACCAUCCGCAAGACCACCCUCACCAACCGCGACUGCUGGCCCCCUGCCACCAACUAAUGGUCCAACCAACCCUCCCACUCAGCCUCCCACUGAACCUCCGAUUCAGCCCCCAGUUGGUGGUCAGUGUGUGGCUAUUCCACCAUACAAUGGAGCAGGUAUGGAUGCUUGGUGUGCUGCUAACUGUGCUGUGGGUAACUGCCCUGCCACUCACUGCAAGUGCUCGUAAACAUUCAUCCAAACGGAAACACGUGAUCUGUAAUCAACGUUUCUGUAAUUCAGUUAAUKAUUGAUCCGUUAUUGACAAAUAAAAGCUAAAAACUGUAAAAUGAUAACCUGUUCUGAAUAAACUAUCUUUAACUAAAUUUAA
This is a messenger RNA of Actinia tenebrosa (Australian red waratah sea anemone), 1585 nucleotides long. RefSeq names its product chitinase-3-like protein 1. Gene Ontology annotation, cellular component: extracellular region. Lineage: Eukaryota; Metazoa; Cnidaria; Anthozoa; Actiniaria; Actiniidae. The record is from RefSeq and is a predicted model, not a curated record. Gene Ontology annotation, biological process: chitin catabolic process; carbohydrate metabolic process. Gene Ontology annotation, molecular function: chitin binding; chitinase activity.